Archocentrus centrarchus (flier cichlid) is the source of this 1915-nucleotide messenger RNA. Its product is annotated as hepatic lectin-like. The transcript is spliced from 9 exons. The record is from RefSeq and is a predicted model, not a curated record. NCBI's taxonomy places the organism in Eukaryota, Metazoa, Chordata, Actinopteri, Cichliformes, Cichlidae. Bases 50 to 943 code for a protein of 297 amino acids.
AUCUUGGAAACGUCUGUUUCAGUCUCACUGAAAGACUCACAGCAGUAAAAUGCCUGAAGCUGAAGUUCUGUACUCUGAUGUGAAAUUUACCAGAGGAAACCGGGGAGUCAGCGGAGAAGCCGUUUCCUCAUCGCCCGACAUCAUUUACUCUGAAGUCAAGCUUUCAAAGACUCAGCCGGCCACAGCAGAGCCGCCCGAGGGGUCCCAACAAGUCAAGUCAUUGAGCAGAAGGUCAAAGGUCACCUGGGAGAGAGUGGGCCUGCUGGUCCUCGGUGCUCUCCUGGCUGCUGCUGUUGCUGCUCUUGGUGUUACCGUGUCUGAAAACCUGAGGAACAAAGAAGAGCUCAAGAAACAAGAAGAGCUCAGAAAAACAGAAGCAUGCAGCAUGCAGCAGCCGACAUGCCCUACAUGUCCUACAGUAACACAAGCACGCAGCAUGCAGCAGCCGACAUGUCCACAACCUCCUGAAGUGAAAGAUGGACCCUGUGAUAGAUGUAAAGCAGGCUGGGAGCAUCAUGGAGGAAAGUGCUAUCAUUUCUCCAUCAGUAAAUCCUCCUGGAGCCAGAGCAGAGCUGAAUGUAGAGCUGAAGGAGGAGACCUGGUUAAGAUAGACAACAGGUGGGAACAGAGGUUCCUGGAUGGAAGAGUGAGAAACUUAAUGAAUGAAGAUGAGGACAAGUUCUGGAUCGGACUGACAGACUCAGCAGCAGAGGGCAGAUGGAUGUGGGUGGACAACACACCACUGACUGAAAGGUUUUGGCUCAUCGGGGAGCCGGAUAAUUGGAGAGGGAAAACUCCUGAAGGAGAGAACUGUGUGAGGAUGGGGGAAAAAGGUGGAGCUCCUGACCUGAAGAACUGGAAUGAUGCAUCCUGCUCAGAUCCUCACAGAAGUAUUUGUGAGAAAGCAGAAGUAACAGGACAGAUUAAAUAUGUAUGUACCUGAGAUUCAGUUCAGUGUGUUAAAGAACACAGUGGACUGAAAGUAACGUCACAGAGAGCAAAAACCAUCAGCAUAAAUAAAUGUGGAUGUUUGUAUUUUAUUUUGUUUUGUUUUGUCACUUUGUUAUUGCAUCUUUGCUGUUAGACCAGCGCUGCCAUUGUCAGUAAAUAAAGAUGCUCAGGCUCACAGGAAAACAGUACGUUAUGAUUAGUACUUUAAAAGUGAAAAACCAACUUUUGGCCUCAGUGUUUAAAUGUCUUUGAAACAAUUUAAAACCUUUUUUUGUUUUUGGUUGAAAACAAUAAUUUAACCAACAUUUUAAUUAAAACAGGAAACAUGAUGGAUACAUUAGACUUGCAUCAUUUUUCACCUUCAGUUCCUACAGUUGUCCCCAAAUAUUUAAGCAUGUACUACACACUGAUGUACAGUCAAGCCUAAAGAGGAGAACUUAAAGGGACAGUUCAGGUAGAAAUCAAAUGAAUAUAUUUGCCUGUAGUGUUAUUGAUCCAUCUACACUGUGUUUCUGCCUUCUCUUGAUUUCAAUGAAAGUAAAAGCUCUUGUCUGAGGGCGCUCAAAGCCUUUCUGUGUGGAGUUCUCGCCACACUUGUGUGGUUUCUCUCCCACCAUACAAACACAUGCAUGGGUUAACUGGUAAUUCUAAAUGACCUUAAGUGUGAUGUGGUCACUUUUCUCUCUGUGGUAUACCUGUUCAGGUUGUACAGCCUCCUGUGUGUCAAAGAUAAAGAUCAUUUAAAGUGUUAACAAUGUAACUGUUUCUUCAUGUGACACAAUAAUUAACAACAAGUAAACAUGAAGAACUGUAUGAAGUCAUUUUGAGGUGAAAUGAGAAGUGACAGGAUAUCUCCAUGUUGAUGCACACAUGAUGGCUGACUGCACUGUUUCUGUUCUUAACAGAGAAACAAGAUUUUAAGUACAUAAAGUUUAUAAUAAAAAAACUAAAUCUUUAAAUUUCA